Messenger RNA from Clupea harengus (Atlantic herring), 2976 nucleotides. RefSeq names its product MAGUK scaffold protein dlg4b-like. NCBI's taxonomy places the organism in Eukaryota, Metazoa, Chordata, Actinopteri, Clupeiformes, Clupeidae. Gene Ontology annotation, cellular component: postsynaptic density membrane; neuron projection; neuromuscular junction. The record is from RefSeq and is a predicted model, not a curated record. Gene Ontology annotation, molecular function: ionotropic glutamate receptor binding; protein kinase binding. Gene Ontology annotation, biological process: AMPA glutamate receptor clustering; postsynaptic neurotransmitter receptor diffusion trapping; chemical synaptic transmission.
AGAGAGAGAGGGAGGGAGAGAGAGAGAGAGAACAAUGUACAUCACUGAAUUGCCAGUGACCGAGUCAGCGCGCGCGACAGAGCGAUGUGAGUGGGGAGCGCGUGGCGCGAGGAGAUAAGGAGAUAGCGGAAUAAACGCGGAGGAUAAGUCACAGAGGCUCGAGUCCUCUCCUGCACAUGAAUGAUUGUCCCCCGCAGCGGGGGAGGGCAGCAGCUUUCGUUUUAUUAUUUAUUAUUCUCGACGUUUGAAGGCACUGUACUAAACCGUUAAAACUGCAGAGAAUCGCUCGCGCCGGCUCUCUUGGCACCGGGGAAAGGGACAGUCGAAGAAAAACCGUGCUGCCAGUGACGUGGUUAAGGCAGAAAGUGACCAGAGUGAGAAAAGCUGUUCGACUGAUAUUUGCCAGGGAUGGAGGAAUUUAUUAGCGAUUUCGGGAUGACCAGGGCUCUUACGCGCUGUGCAGCCUGGCGGGACCGUCUAUGUCGCUCUUUCUGGUAGCACGAGCGAGAGUCGUGACGGGGACGACGGUUUGGCUGUGUAUAUAUAGAGAAAUGUUUAAUUUGAAACUCUUUCAUUCAUGGAAACCGGCUUUUUCUCUUUACGGUGGCUUUUGCACAAUAUCCAUCAUCAAUUUGGAGCAUCUUAUCUAAAUGAUAGAAAUGCACCAAUUUGGUAAUUAAUUGUUAAUUCAAGCGCAUUCAUUAGAUCAGAAACACUUGCCGGUUUUCCUACGGCGCUUUGAUCGCGCGCCCGGCUCCGGUUAGAACGGGAAAGCGUGCGCCUCAUUUACGUAACAGGCUGCAUGCCCCUCGCCGCCUUUGCUCUCCGUUCCUGCACCGGAGUCUGACUCCGCGAGAGAAACCCGUGCUCCCGGGGGAAAAGCCGUCAUGUUCGUGUCCGUGUGGUACGCAAAGAAGAUGGGCCGUCGCUUCAUCAACAACGUACGCAAGGCCAAAAAACAACGACAACGCAUGAUGAUGAUGAAUGGGAUGGACGGGGAAGUUGAAUAUGAGGAAAUUACACUGGAGAGGGGGAACUCUGGUCUGGGAUUCAGUAUAGCUGGAGGGAUUGAUAAUCCUCACAUAGGAGAUGACCCCAGCAUCUUCAUCACCAAGAUCAUACCAGGGGGAGCUGCCGCUCAGGAUGGCAGACUGAGGGUUAACGACAGUAUUCUGUUUGUGAAUGACGUGGACGUGCGUGAGGUCACUCACAGCCUGGCGGUGGAGGCUCUGAAGGAGGCGGGGCCAAUUGUGCGUCUCUACGUGCUGCGGCGCAAACCUGUCUCCGAAAAGAUCAGCGAGAUCAAACUCAUCAAGGGGCCCAAAGGUCUGGGUUUCAGUAUAGCAGGCGGUGUGGGGAACCAACAUGUUCCCGGAGACAACAGCAUCUACGUCACCAAAAUCAUUGAGGGCGGAGCCGCACACAAAGAUGGACGGCUACAGAUAGGGGACAAAAUACUGGCCGUGAAUAAUGUAUCAUUAGAGGACGUGAUGCACGAAGAUGCUGUGGCGGCCCUGAAGAACACAGCGGAGGUGGUCUACCUGCGUGUAGCAAAGGCCCCCCACCUCUACCCUGGGGAUGCUUACAAUCCUCCAGAUAUCACCUCAUACUCUCCACAUAUGGACGACAUGGGCCACCCCAACUACCUGAGCUCUGAUUACCCACAAACCCUCUCUCCCACCACGCCACGCCGCUACUCACCCAUUCCCAAGGGACUGAUGGGAGAGGAUGACAUCCCCAGGGAGCCUCGGCGUGUGCUCAUCCACCGUGGAUCCACGGGGUUGGGCUUCAACAUUGUGGGCGGUGAGGACGGCGAGGGCAUCUUCAUCUCCUUCAUCCUGGCGGGGGGGCCGGCCGACCUGAGCGGGGAGCUACGGAAGGGCGACCAGAUCCUCAGCGUGAAUGGGGUGGAUCUCAGACAUGCGACCCACGAGCAGGCGGCUGCAGCGCUGAAGAACGCUGGCCAGACAGUCACCAUCAUCGCACAGUACAGACCAGAAGAAUACAGUCGGUUCGAGGCAAAGAUCCAUGACCUGAGGGAACAGCUGAUGAACAGCAGUAUGGGGUCAGCCACGACAUCCUUACGGUCCCAGCAGAGAAGCUUUUACAUCAGGGCUCUGUUUGAGUAUGAUAAGACGGCUGACUGUGGGUUCCUGAGCCAGGCGUUGGGCUUUGGCUUCGGGGACGUGCUGCACGUGCUCGACUGCUCCGACGAGGACUGGUGGCAGGCCCGACGCCUCAGCCCGCACGGCGAGCUGGAAGAGGCCGGAUAUGUCCCGAGCAAGAGGAGAGUGGAGAGGAAGGAAUGGUCGCGGAAGUCUAAAGAACGGGGAAGCCAAGCGAGAGAUGACUACAUCCAGAGUUAUGAGGCUGUCACUCAAAUAGAAGUGCACUACGCGCGGCCCAUAAUUAUCCUGGGCCCCACUAAGGACCGCGUCAACGACGACCUGCUCUCAGAGUUCCCCGACAAGUUCGGGUCCUGCGUUCCGCAUACGACUCGGCCGAAGAGGGACUACGAGGUCGACGGGCGCGACUACCACUUUGUGUCGUCACGGGAACAGAUGGAGAAGGACAUCCAGAGCCACCGCUUCAUCGAGGCGGGCCAGUACAACAGCCACCUGUACGGGACCAGUGUGCAGAGUGUUAGAGAGGUUGCCGAGCAGCAAGGGAAGCACUGUAUUCUGGAUGUGUCUGCUAACGCCAUCAGGAGACUGCAGGCCGCUCAGCUCCACCCCAUCGCCAUCUUCAUCAGACCCACCUCCCUGGAGAAUAUACUGGACAUCAAUAAGCGUCUGACUGAGGAGCAGGCAAGGAGAGCUCUGGACCGUGCUAUCAAACUAGAGCAGGACUUCAUCGAGUGUUUCACAGCCAUUGUGGAGGGUGACAGCUUCGAGGAGAUCUACCACCGCAUCAAAUCAGUGAUCGAGGACCAGUCAGGACCUUACAUCUGGGUGCCCACUCGAGAGAGACUCUGAG